UCCAGGGACAAAAAAAGUUGGUCGCAUUGUUUUGGAAUUAUUUGCAGAUAUUGUACCCAAAACUGCAGAAAAUUUUUGUGCAUUGUGUACAGGAGAAAAAGGCAUUGGACCCACCACUGGGAAACCUCUCCAUUUCAAAGGAUGCCCUUUCCAUUGAACUAUGUAUGCAUCUUCUGAAUCUGAUUCUUCUUAUAGUUAUUAGGAAAUUUAUGAUUCAGGGUAGAGACUUCUCAAAUCAGAAUGGGACAGGUGGAGAAAGUAUUUAUGGUGAAAAAUUUGAAGAUGAAAUUUUCCAUUAUAAGCACGACCGGGAGGGGCUGCUGAGCGUGGCGAAUGCGGCCAGCAACACAGACGGCUCUCAGUUCCUCAUCACCGCGGCUCCGGCGCCUCACUUGGAUGGGAAGCACGUGGUGUUUGGCCAAGUGAUGAAAGGAAUGGGUGUGGCAAGGAUUCUGGAAAGUGUGGAGGUGAAAGGGGAAAAACCUGCCAAAUUGUGUGUUAUUGCAGAAUGCAGAGAGCUGAAGGAAGGGGAUGAUUGGGGAAUAUUCCCAAAAGAUGGAUCUGGUGACAGUCAUCCAGACUUCCCUGAGGAUGCAGGCAUAGAUUUAAAGGACGUAGAUAAAAUUUUAUUAGUAAAGGAACACUUAAAAAACAUUGGAAAUACUUUUUUCAAAUUCCAGAACUGGGAGAUGGCCAUUAAAAAAUACACAAAAGUUUUAAGGUAUGUCGAAGGCUCGAAGGCUGCUACGGAGAAUGCAGGUGGGGCAAAGCUGCAGCCUGUCGCUUUGAGCUGUGUGCUGAAUAUCGGCGCUUGCAAACUGAAGAUGUGUGAUUGGCAGGGAGCAGUCGACAGUUGUUUGGAGGCCCUUGAAAUAGACCCAGCAAAUACCAAAGCACUGCACCGUAGAGCCCAAGGAUGGCAAGGAUUAAAAGAAUAUGAUCAAGCGUUGGCUGAUCUUAAAAAAGCUCAGGAGAUAGCACCAGAAGAUAAAGCUAUCUAGGCAGAAUUGCUGAAAGUCAAGCAAAAGAUAAAGGCACAGAAAGAUAAAGAGAAGGCAGCUUAUGCAAAAAUGUUUGCUUCAUAAGGAAUUGAGUUUUGCUUAAGUAUGCACUGCCUGUGUGAAGCAAGUAAGACAAUUUGGGGGUUUUGUCUAUUACGUAUGAUCCAGAAUGUGUUCCUUCUGAUACUUCAGUUCUCAUUGUUUACAGUCUAGGAAUACGGGUAGGGAUUCACUCUUAAUAGACCAGUGCUACAAAAUACGGUGAAGCUGAUUUUGUUUUAAAUGGCUCUCUGCAUUAUUCACAAAGGAUAAUGGUGUCCAGCAUGUUUUAAACACCUAAAGACACAUCUUGUUUGAAUAAACAGAUGAAAACUUAAGUAUAUGUACUGUUUUUCUCAAUUCAUUGAUGCAUCUCUCUGUGAUAUGUGUUCAGGGUGAGCAGACUUCUCUAAAGGGUCGAAUAGACAUUCUAGUCUGUCACAGCUACUCAGUUCUGCACUUGGAGCUCAAAAGCAGCCAUCCACAAUAUGUAAACCAGGAGGCAUUGCUGUGUCCGGUAACACUGUUCAUAAGAAGAGUGGUGGGCUAGAAGCCAACCUCUGGUCUAGAAGAUACACUUUACCUGAAGAGUUGAACUUGACAAGUCAAAUGUACAUUAAAGGCCAGUAGUGUAUUUUGCUGUUGGUACUGAAUCUUGGAAGAAUUGGAGAGUAAAUGCUACA
This is a messenger RNA of Hippopotamus amphibius kiboko, 1723 nucleotides long. It is a transcript of the gene PPID, whose product is annotated as peptidylprolyl isomerase D. The record is from RefSeq and is a predicted model, not a curated record. The coding region runs from base 165 to 1001 and encodes 278 amino acids. Gene Ontology annotation, molecular function: protein binding; peptidyl-prolyl cis-trans isomerase activity. NCBI's taxonomy places the organism in Eukaryota, Metazoa, Chordata, Mammalia, Artiodactyla, Hippopotamidae. Gene Ontology annotation, biological process: protein peptidyl-prolyl isomerization. The transcript is spliced from 10 exons.